CGAAAGAAUUGGCUUCGUCCUUGCCUUGCCGUCUGAUCUCUUCCGCAGACGCCGACGGAGAGCCAGCAACGGAUUCCACGCCCUGCUCACGCCAAAAGCCAAACGCCUCACUUUUGAACCAUCGAUCCUUUCUCUAUUCCUCCUCCUCCUCUUCCGCUCUGGUAUAAAUCCUCUCUCUCGCCUCCCCGGAAGCUCCACAGCGACCCACAGAGACGGAGGAGAAGGCGUAAGCGGUGACGCCAUGGCGAGGCUCUACGUGCAGACGGUGCCUCCGCCGGAUCUGAACAAGAACACCGAGUGGUUCAUGUACCCCGGCGUCUGGACCACCUACAUAUUGAUCCUCUUCUUCUCCUGGCUACUCGUCCUCUCCUUCUUCGGAUGCUCCGCCGGCAUGGCCUGGACAGUCGUCAAUCUCUUCCACUUCGCGGUUACAUAUUACUUCUUCCACUGGAAAAAGGGUACUCCUUUCGCUGAAGAUCAGGGCAUAUAUAAUAACUUGACUUGGUGGGAGCAGAUAGAUAAUGGCAAGCAAUUAACACGUAACAGGAAAUUUUUGGCUGUGGUACCUGUUGUCCUGUAUCUGAUAGCCUCACACACAACUGACUACCAACACCCAAUGUUGUUCCUGAAUACACUUGCAGUGUCUGUUUUGGUGAUUGCCAAGUUCCCAAACAUGCACAAGGUCCGAAUCUUCGGAAUCAAUGGUUAACUGUUGCCGGCCGCAGCACAUCAAAGAUGUCGGAUCUUUUUCAUCGACUGCGAAAGUAGUGCUGAAGUUGCAGCAAUGGCCUUUCUUUUUCUCCUCUGAUUUAGUUCUCUAAGCCCUCUUUGUAUGAGUUAGUCGAAUACAAUCAGAUCAUACUUGUGUUUCCUUGGAGAUAAAUCUUGCUCUUGAGUUUAGUCAGGAUUAUGUAUCUGUGUCUAGUUGUUUUUUCCCUGAAGAAAUGGAAACGAAAUCAUUGAAUAAAAUGCCAAAAGCAUGGAGCUUUGGUAAA
This is a messenger RNA of Zingiber officinale, 995 nucleotides long. Its product is annotated as ORM1-like protein 2. The record is from RefSeq and is a predicted model, not a curated record. The transcript is spliced from 3 exons. Gene Ontology annotation, biological process: intracellular sphingolipid homeostasis; negative regulation of ceramide biosynthetic process; ceramide metabolic process. Gene Ontology annotation, cellular component: endoplasmic reticulum membrane. Bases 242 to 709 code for a protein of 155 amino acids. Lineage: Eukaryota; Viridiplantae; Streptophyta; Magnoliopsida; Zingiberales; Zingiberaceae.